This is a messenger RNA of Anthonomus grandis grandis, 2007 nucleotides long. RefSeq lists its product as uncharacterized. Lineage: Eukaryota; Metazoa; Arthropoda; Insecta; Coleoptera; Curculionidae. The transcript has 2 exons. The record is from RefSeq and is a predicted model, not a curated record. The coding region runs from base 87 to 1451 and encodes 454 amino acids.
UUAUUUUAGGUAAAAAAAGAAGCAACAGUACAAAUAAUCCGGUUUCACCAUACCUGCGCAAACAUAUUUUGAACAAUAUACGAAGGAUGAGAACUGCUGUUGCAAUGGCUGUUACUCAAAGAAAUAAAGAAGAUAAAAGCUUUAGUAUUAAAAUAGAAAAUCUUACUAAAGAUUUAAAAAAUAUACCAUCCCACGUAUUUGGAGAGCAUCUAAACUGUACAGCCAUAGGAUAUUUUAGAUGUGAUAAAAAGUUUGGAGAAAAAAAUUAUAUUGAAGAAAUGAAGGCAUGUGGGGUUUUGCAAGACAUUGAAGUUUGUCUAAAUAGACUCAUAUUGCAUGCUUCCAGUUUGUUAAGAAAUAUGGACAAUAAUGUAGCUGAACAUUAUAACUCUGUGGUAUGCAAGUUUAUUGGCGGAAAGCGCAUCAAUUUUUCAAAAAGAGGGUCUUAUCAAAUACGGUGUGAAGCUGCAGCCCUAUCUUAUAAUCUUGGAAGCGGAGAAUACCACAGACAAAUUUUUAAAUCAAUUGCUGAAAAAAGUCCUUCUGGUCAUACAAAAAAAUUUAUUAAUAGAGUUAAACAAAGACGUAUUAAUACUCUUAAAAUAAGACCAAAAACCCUAUUUAAAAAACGAAAUAAAUCAAUUGCGCUUCCUGAUAAAGAUUAUGGGGAUCAGGAGGCAGAUAAUAGCAUACAGCCAGACAUGGAAGAAAAUUUAUUUGAAGAAAAAAAAAAGGAAUUUUUAGAAGAACUCGAAAAAAAUGAAAAUGAGAUUAAGGAUUUAGAGAUUAGUACCAGAGGACAAGGAGGAAAUCCAAAGUGGUAUCAAGAAAGAAGUUUAAGGCUUACAGCAUCAAAUUUUGGAAAUAUUUGCAAAAUGCUAGAAAAAACAAAUUGCAAAAAUAAAGUAAAAGCAAUUCUUUAUUCCAAGUUUCGGGGCAAUAAACACACUAAGUAUGGCACCGAAAAAGAACCAUUUGCUAUUCAACAAUUUGAGGAAACCUACAAUUUAAAAGUUGAAAUGUGUGGUCUUUUUAUUGAUUCCGAAUGUUGUGCUUUGGCUGCUAGCCCUGAUGGGCUAGUUGGCUCAAGAGGAUUAGUAGAAGUAAAGUGCCCAUCAACAGCUUCAGCAAUCAGCCCUACAGAAGCUAUCAAUAAAAAAAUAAUCAAGUUUGCCACCCUUGAUGAAAAUGGACAGAUGCAUUUAAAACAGAACCAUGAUUAUUUUUAUCAAAUCCAAGGCCAGCUUCAUAUCACAAAAAGAGAUUUUUGUUAUUUUAUUUUAUGGACACCUAUGGGGAUGCUGGUAGAACAGAUUUGGCGGCAGGACUCAUUCUGGAAUGACAAAAUGAUAGGAAAAUUAAAAAGUUUCUAUUACAAUUGUUUAUUACCGGAAAUUAUCGACCCGCGAUAUAGUAGAGGACUGGAAAUAAGAAAUCCAUCGAGAAAAUAACAUUUUAAUUUUAAAAUAGGUAUAUUAAUAGAUUUUUGCAAAUAUAAAACUGUACUUUUAAAAAAAAAAUUUUAAAUAUAAGUAUGUAUAUAAUUGUUUUUUCAAUAAGAUUAGGGUAAAAUGUAUAACAGUUCAAAAAAAAUGUUUAAAAAAAAAACAUUUAUACAUAGAUUUUGUAUAACUAAUGUAUAUUUUUUUAAAAAUGCCUCUUAAAAACUCCCCCGUACAUCAUUAACAAAAAGUCUCGCAAAAAGUUUAAUAAUAAUUGUAGCAAAAAAAAAAUUAUAUGAAAUAGGAUCGAGCACCCCAUUUCAAAGAAAAAUUUUGCCAAUAAUCGACAAUCGUAAUGUCUCAUUAUUCAAGUUUCAUAAUUCCCUGCGCCAUGCUAUUCCAUCCUCACCAGAUUUAUAUGACACGCGAGAACCUAUCGGUUUGGUCGCCGCUUUGAAAUGACCCCUUCCCUUCAUCCUUCCGCUGAGUGUUGCCAUAUGUUGGGUGAGCCAAAAAAUCGCCUAUAUUUUGAAAUCCGAGUUGGUCACGUGCUGAUGGAUGCUCU